This is a messenger RNA of Biomphalaria glabrata, 1061 nucleotides long. RefSeq lists its product as uncharacterized. The coding region runs from base 150 to 701 and encodes 183 amino acids. The transcript is spliced from 3 exons. The record is from RefSeq and is a predicted model, not a curated record. Lineage: Eukaryota; Metazoa; Mollusca; Gastropoda; Planorbidae.
CUUGACUAAAAAUUUGCUGGAGAAAUCAACUUGGAGAAAAACAAAGCUAGCACAAAGUUUGCACACACUAUCUUGACGACCGGAUGCAUGAGUACCCUGGUGGAACUAAGCUAGUAUUACUAAGAUCAAUUAACUUAAAAUAAAGAACAAUGUUUGACUAUGCAGUCGGAGACAGUAUCCAGGCCACGCCUACUUCUCAGAACAAUGCCCAGUCUGACUUUGAGUGUCAAGUUGGCGAUACAAAAGUCAAUACAGCUAAAGGAACCCAGGACAGGGAGAAGAACAUGCAAACUAUCAUGACCGAGUUGAGCCGCGCGUGCUCCAGCGACUUCCAGUGCCAGGCGGACAUGAAUAGCUCCGACUUCCAGUGCCAGGUUAAAAGUGGCCAGGCCGAGGGCACCAAGCCCAUGGAAAUGUCCUUGCCCCCAGAGCACAGCAACAGGCCAGCUAACAAGUGCCGCACACAGAGCAAGGCAACGGAGACUAGAGGCCACACCAAGAUGUCCAGUUCGGCCUCACAGUGCAAUAUAUUGACCAGCAGCACUUCGGCGGACUUCCAAUGUCAGGCUGGCAAAGGUUUCUGGGAUAGUCCACACAAAAUCAAGGUGUCCGCUUCAGCGGACUUCCAGUGUCAAGCCAGUGUAGCCCAGCUUGACUUUCAAUGUCAAUUUAAUGACAACGCCAGUUGCCAAGACCAGUGAGACGAACGUGUUAGGGUUUGAGUUUUUUAAUUUUCAAUUAGGAAAUGAACUUUUUAAACGAAAGCAAUUUUUUUUCUCAUUCAUUGUUUUUUUUUUAUACAUAUUAAACCUUAAAGGUCUUAUAACAGCCGAGAGAUCAGCUUCAACAAGUGUUCAAUAAAUGACAAGACACAAGAGCACCACCAUUGCGUGCAGCUAUAACAACAACUCAACACAAUAGCGUGAACUCGUAAAGCCUUUCCAUUUUUUUUCUAAAUUGAAAUAUUAAUACUUGAGCUUGUCAUCGCGAUGUCUUUAGAUACAAAUAAAAUGAGAAAUGUAAAAAAAAAUUAAUAAAAUAACAACAUUGUCUUUUUAAAA